CAUGUUCCGUUCCUCAUAUCAUCCUUUCAUCACUAUCUAUCUAUCUAUCAUGUCGCUAGCGUUAUCUACUCCAGAUGACUUCCCGGCUUUCCCUUACUCCCCACCUUACCCAAUACAGGCUGACAUGAUGCGUCACCUAUACACAGCGAUAGAGAAGCGUCAGGUUGCCAUCGUAGAGAGUCCUACAGGAACUGGAAAAACUCUCAGUCUUCUGUGCGCAAGCAUGACAUGGCUUUGCGAUGAGAAAGAUCGGGCGAAAAGGGGCAAGCUGAAUGAACUAGAUGUUGGAACAUCAAGUUCGAGUGGAGAAGAUUGGGUCAUUGAGCAAACACGCGAAAGGAUUCGACGAGAUCUCGAAGAUGAAGAACAAGAAUACGAAGCCAGGCUUGCUGAUGCACGGAAAAGAGAGAAAGCAUUGAGGGCGAAAUUGAGUGCACGUGUUACGAAAAAACCGAGAUUGUCUGAGUCUAAUCCAGUGUCAACAGUGGAUGAUGAUGAUGAUUUCCUACCGGAGGACAUAGACGACCAAGAAGACAAUAUCUCACCCGCUGUGCGCGCGCUGAUGGCAAAGUUGGACAACCGUCCCCAACAACCGUCGGAUACACCGACGUGCACCAAGGUUUACUAUGCCUCAAGGACCCACUCGCAACUCACACAGGUGCUGCCUGAGCUUCAACGCCUUAAUCUACGUCAUGUUUCGCAUUUCCCCCCUCCCGAAGAUUCACCUGGACGUACAGCAACCAAGCGGAAAUUUCACGAGAAUGGCGGCGAGAAUGAACCGCCUGCUCGGACCGUCGCUUUGGGCUCAAGAAAACAUCUUUGCAUAAAUGAAGACCUGCGCUCGAGAGCAGCUGACCUCGACGAAGCAUGUCGCGAGUUACUUGGAGAGACAACAGCAAGGCGUUGCCCUCACCUACCUUCUGUAAUGGAUGAUCAUCUCAUGAAUGAAUUCAGAGAUCAAAUAUUGGCCAGUCCCAAAGACAUUGAGGAUUUAGCCAAUGCUGGUCGACUGUCAAACGUUUGCCCAUAUUUUGGAUCUCGAAGAGCCAUACGACAGGCAGAGCUCGUAACUCUCCCGUACAAUCUCCUUCUACAGAAAAGCUCUCGUGAAGCGCUGGGUAUCGACCUAACGAAUCAAGUGGUAAUCAUUGACGAGGCACACAAUCUAAUAUCAACUCUUCUUUCCCUUUCAACCACUCGUUUGACAUUCAGAACACUUCAAACCUCUCUCUAUCAAGUCGGAAUUUAUGUCUCCAAAUUUCGUAACAGACUAUCUCCUCAAAACUUGCUUCAUCUCAAAAAACUCGCCGUCUUUCUCGAUAGCCUCAAAAGGUAUGUGGUAGAGUGGCAACAACAAGCCAUCAAUCAACCACAGAAGGCCGAGGUCCUGACUGCUGCCGAACUUCUCGAACGACUCGGGAAGCGCGUUGUUGGGCUGAAUAUGUUAGCUAUUGAGAAGUACCUAAAAGCAAGCAAGAUCGCUCGGAAGAUAGCUGGAUAUGCCGAAAGACAAGCUGAGAAGGAGCUUGGCGACGGAGGAUCCUCGUCUCGAAACCGCCGGUCUAGAAAGGGGGCAGUGCCUCCGUUGCAUGCUAUUGAGGAUCUGCUCUUGUCGAUAGCAGGGGCUGCAGAAGAUGGGCGAAUCAGUCUUGCUUUAGAUGGACCAAAAGGCCAGGAAGAAGCUGUGAUUAAAUAUCAGCUUCUCAACCCAGCUCCCCACUUCCGAGAGGUAGUCGAUGAAGCUCGAUCGGUGAUACUUGCUGGAGGUACAAUGUCCCCAAUGGCAGAUAUCGUGAACCAACUAUUCUCUCACGUGCCUCCAGAGAGAAUAACCACAUUUUCCUGUGGACACAUCAUCCCUUCUGCCAACCUCUUGACACUAGCAGUAAUGAAAGGUCCUCGCGGAAAUGAGCUCGAAUAUAAAGCCAGUCGUCAGACAGACCCUAGUGCGAUCGAUGAGCUCGGCCAAAUAAUUCUAAACUUCAGUCAUCAAAUUCCGGCAGGAAUGGUCGUCUUUUUUCCGUCUUACGCCUUCUUGAAUAGAUGCAGAGAAACAUGGCAAACAAACAAGAUACUAGACAAAUUUGCCUCGAAGAAAAGGGUAUUUUUCGAACCCGAUGACAAUACGCAUGUUGAAUCUGUUCUUCAACAGUACUCAGUUGCUGCCCGGUCUCCUCCUACAGAAUCAAAGGUCAAGGGUGCAUUACUUUUCGCAGUCGUAGGGGCAAAGCUAUCUGAAGGGCUCAAUUUCUCAGAUGACUUGGCACGGGCUGUGAUCAUUGUCGGCCUGCCUUUCGCAAACUUGGGUUCUGCAGAAUUACAAGAGCGUAUGAAAUAUGUCAAACGACUGGAAGAGAAAACAGGCCCGCCGACUAGGCUGCCGGGGGUCAAAGAUGCUGCAGCUGAAUUGUACGAGAAUAUGUGUAUGAACGCAGUGAAUCAGAGUAUCGGACGAGCUAUCAGGCAUAAAGGGGAUUGGGCAGCACUGCUCCUUCUUGAUAAGAGAUAUGCAACGGCUUCAAUCAGCAAGAAGUUGCCUGGUUGGAUCAGCGGUGAGCUGAAGGUGGCGCAGACCUUUGGGCAAGCUGUAAAAGAACUGGGUACCUUCUAUAGAAACAAGAAGCAAUGAUGGCGGAACUCAUGCCUGGUUAAUCUUUGAAGUCUCAAGUAUUCUGCCAUGCAUUCGGAGCUUCCCAUAUGAAUGAUUCCCAA
This is a messenger RNA of Marasmius oreades (fairy-ring Marasmius), 2712 nucleotides long. RefSeq lists its product as uncharacterized. The coding region runs from base 2 to 2629 and encodes 875 amino acids. Gene Ontology annotation, biological process: nucleobase-containing compound metabolic process; establishment of sister chromatid cohesion. The transcript is spliced from 18 exons. Gene Ontology annotation, cellular component: nucleus. The record is from RefSeq and is a predicted model, not a curated record. Gene Ontology annotation, molecular function: hydrolase activity, acting on acid anhydrides, in phosphorus-containing anhydrides; DNA helicase activity; DNA binding. NCBI's taxonomy places the organism in Eukaryota, Fungi, Basidiomycota, Agaricomycetes, Agaricales, Marasmiaceae.